Trematomus bernacchii (emerald rockcod) is the source of this 9217-nucleotide messenger RNA. It is a transcript of the gene wwc1, whose product is annotated as WW and C2 domain containing 1. Gene Ontology annotation, molecular function: molecular adaptor activity; kinase binding. The record is from RefSeq and is a predicted model, not a curated record. NCBI's taxonomy places the organism in Eukaryota, Metazoa, Chordata, Actinopteri, Perciformes, Nototheniidae. Bases 836 to 4291 code for a protein of 1151 amino acids. Gene Ontology annotation, cellular component: cytoplasm. The transcript has 22 exons. Gene Ontology annotation, biological process: regulation of hippo signaling; regulation of DNA-templated transcription; cell migration.
CCGGCCGAAGUCAUCGGGACUCGGGGAAAGACUUUACCGCCGCUGCAGCUGCCACCGCUCCUCUCCUGUCCGGCUUUUAAACGGAUAACUAAACAAAAAUAACGUACAAAGUUUCUGGAGGAUUUACCGGAUUUUAACGACUGUGGAUCCAGCAGUUACUUUUCUUCUCUCAGCGGUGUUUACUCUGUUUGUUUCCCCGAGGCUAGCAUCGGUUACUGCUGCUAAACAUGGUGGCCUGUCGGAGAGAAGAAGAAACGAGUCCAGUUUGGGGACUUUAGAGGAAUUCUUUUGGGACGGUUCUCCCUGUGAAACACCGCUGCUCUGGACACAUUACCAGCCCUUUUAUUAUUUUUGUUUUAUCUGGAGGUUUUUAGGACUUUCUUGCCUUUCUGUUGAAACAAGCUGGUGUUUUGUGGACCGUGGAUAAUUGUUAAACUUCAGAAGUUAUCACUAAAACACCUUUAAAGUUUUUCACCCGAUUUGGGAAAAAUUGCAAUAACAUGCACUUGGAAAAACUCGUCAAAUAGCGUCACGUUUUUAUUUAUAUUACGGAUGAUUCAGAUAAGAAUUGAUGCACAGCCUGCAGGAACUACUUUUUAUCCUCUUGAGUGUCUUUUAACAGUCCCCCCCCCUUUUUUUUUAGGUUUGAUUCCUUGUUAAUCUGUGGAUUAUUAUGGAUUAUUAUUAUGAUGGCCUAAUCCAAACUGCAUCAAACUGGGAAUUUGGGGAAUAACUGCUGAUACUGUUGCUGAUGAUGAUGACAGAGAAAAGCGAUGGUUUCCCUUCGUUAUGAUUUUGAGUAGAGAGGAGUUAAUUACAUGGAGACUCGCCUGACAUGCCAAGGAAGGAGUUGCCACUACCUGAGGGUUGGGAGGAGGCCAGAGACUUUGAUGGCAAAGUCUAUUACGUUGACCACAUUAACCAUUGCACCAGCUGGAUCGACCCCAGAGACAGGCAUACGAAGCCUCUGACGUUUGCUGACUGUAUUGGCGAUGAGCUGCCGGUGGGAUGGGAGGAGGCGUACGACCCCGCCGUCGGACCGUACUAUGUCGACCACAACACCAAGAGCACCCAGCUGGAGGACCCGCGGGCUCAGUGGCAGCGCGAGCAGGAGUUCAUGCUGCGGGACUACCUGGCCGUGGCCCGCGACGCGCUCAGCGCCCAGAAGGAGAUCUACCAGGUGAAGGAGCAGCGGCUCCGCCUGGCGCAGCAGGAGUACCGGCAGCUCCACGACGCCUGGAAGGACAAGUCCACGUCCCAGACCAGCUUGAAUUCCAGAUCGUCUUCGUCCAGCAAGUACGACCCGGACAUCCUAAAAGCAGAAAUAUCCACAGCCAAAAGUCGGGUGAACAAGCUGAAGCGGGACCUGGCCUGUAUGAAGCAGGAGCUUCAGUUCAAAGAACAAGGCUUUGAGACGCUCAAAGAGAUAGACCUGAAGGUGUCCAGCAGUCCGUAUGGCUUCAAGCUGCAGGAGGCGCAGAGCAUCCUCAGCGAGGUCCGCACCAUCCGAGACGCCAUCAGCUCUGGGGAGAAGGAGAAACAGGAACUCAUGCAGAAACUGGCGGUGCUGAAGGACAGUUUCCAGCUGGACUCGGGCUCUCAGCAGGAGCUGUGGGGCAGCAGUCCCUCGCUCGCUAACUCCGAGCUGUGCAUCCCGCGGCUGUACUCCGACGCCGGCUCGCAGACCGACAUCCCCGCUGAGUUCAUGACCAGCACCAACAAACUGGCAGAGAAGGUUCGUGUGAGUCUGCAGUACGAGGAGGCCAAGAGAAGGAUCGCCACCAUCGAGGUGCAGAUCGCCAAACUGGACAGCGAGGCGUGGCCGGGGCUGCUGGACCCGGAGCGGGACCGCCUCAUCCUCAUCAACGAGAAAGAGGAGCUGCUGAAGGAGCUGCAGUACGUCAGCCCCCGCCAGCGCAUGCAGCCCAACGACAAGGAGAAGCUGGAGUCUGAGAAGAAACGUCUGGAGAGAGACCUGCAGGCGGCCAGAGACAACCAGAGCAAGGCCCUGACCGAGAGGCUGAGACUCCACUGCAAGAGGAACAAACUGGUCCGAGAGCUGGAGGAGAUGGUCCGACUGGCCACAUCCCUGCAUACUCAACUCAAAGGGCUGUCGGCCAGCACCCUGUCCUGCUCGUCGGGCAGCAGUCGGGGGUCUCUGACCUCCAGCCGCUGCUCGCUGGCCACCACCUCCAGCCUGGGCUCCACCUCCUCCCUCAGCUUCACCGACAUCUACCUGGAGCAGCCCGAGCUGGCCGACCCGGACUUCCAGAACAAGCUGGACAGCCUGCUGCAGGAGGGGGGGCAGGGGGGCUACCGGCCCUCCAGCUCCAUAACCACCAUCCACGAACACGAGGUGGUAACAGGCUCCGGAGAGACGCCUGAGGUCAGAGCAGGAGAGGUGGGAGGGGGUCCCGCUGGAGGAGGCGUGGCGGGGGAGUCGGGGUCGUCCAGGAUCCAGGCCCUCAGACUGUCGGAGACCCCCCGCUCCAUGAGCUCUUUGUCCCCCCGCUCCUCCCUGUCCUCUCUGUCUCCGCCCUGCUCGCCCCUGGUAACGGACUCUAGCUUCCUGUCCGGAGAGACGUUCGCGGGCCAGGCGGGGCCGGGGGGGCUGAGCCUGGAUCUGGAGCUCCACAGCAGGCUGGCAGAGCUGGAACUCAGCCUGGACUCUCAGGAGCAGAGGCAGGAGGAGAGGGGGGGGCCGGGGGGGCCGGAGGAGACGCAGGAGACGCAGAACCACAACACCACACUGGGCGAGGAGGUCAAAGACUCGGCCCCCGAGCUUCAAGGGACGGGGGCGGGGCCAAAGAAGAUGGGCGUGACCUCAGCGGUGUCUGACGAGUCGGUGGCAGGAGACAGCGGCGUGUACGAGCCCUCGGAGCGCAGGCCGGGCCUCCCUGCUGACGUGCUACUCGGCUCUUACGACGAGCGGCUGGCCCUCGGCUGCUCUCAGGUGCAGCUGGGCUUCCGCUACGAGUCCAGAGACCAACGCUUCACCAUCUACGUCAUGCAGCUCUCCAACUGCAGCGCCCUCUGUCUGCCCGCCGACCAGAAAAUAUAUGUGCGUGCGGUGGUGCUGCCGUGCAUGGAGGCGUCCCGCUGCCUCUUCAGGACGCGCGGCUCUCUGCCUCAGGACGUGGUGGAAGUCAACGAGGUGUUCGGCAUGCAGAUAUCCCACAGUGCUUUGCGGCAGAAGACACUGAGGGUCGACAUCUGCAACACCAGCAAGUCGGGCCAUGAAGAGUGUCUGGCGGGAGCCCAGAUCAGCCUCGCUGAUGUCAGCUGUUCGGAGGAGAAAUGCACCAAGUGGUACAACCUGCUGAGUCGCGCCUACAUGCCUGAGAUCAGCAGCAAGGACAAAGAGAGCCGAGCGGCCGGCAGCACUGACAGGCCUCGUGUUUCCAACAGUGACAGAGUGGGAGCUCCUGAGGACGAUGAAUGGCAUGGUGACCCCCUGGACAUCUUUGACGAUGAAGAAAGAAAUGGCGUGGAGGGGGUGGGGCCUGAAGAGGAAGAGUUUUAUCCUGAGAGCAGCCAAUGGGAAGCAGAGGAAGAGGAAGUGGAGGUGAAGGAGCUCAAACCUCCUCCUUAUCGUGCACCAGUCAUCACAGAAAAGGUGAACAAAGAGACGAGCAUGGACAACUUGUCCCACCACAGCUCGGUGGUCCGACCUAAGGAGCGCCGUCCAGACGUCCACCAGCAGAACCCCUUCAUGAGGGGCAACACCAUCAUCCGCUCCAAGACCUUCUCCCCCGGACCCCAGAGCCAGUACAUCUGCAGGAUAAAUCGCAGUGACAGCGACAGCUCCACCCUCUCCAAGAAGUCUCCGUUUGUCAGGAACGCCUCGGAGAGAAGAAGCAUGCGCAUGAAGAAGCCCCCGGUGCCGGUGAAGGGUCUGGACGGUCUGCUGAGGACGUCCCUGGACCUGGAGCUGGACCUGCAGGUGUCGCGGACACGGCAGACGCGGCUGGCUCAGGAGCUGCGGGUGCUGCGGGAGCUGAAGACCCAGCUGGAGACGGCCAGGCAGCGCGGCCAGAGGGAGCUGCCCGCCUGGGUGCAGGAGGACGAGCGCUUCCGCAUCCUCCUGAGGCAGGCCGAGAAGCAGACUUGUGAGGAGCAGCUACACGAGAAGCGGGUGGAGAAGAUGAUGAGAGCGGCAGCCAAGGACGUCCACAAGAUCAGAGGCCAGAGCCGGAAGGAGGUCCCCGAGGUGCAGACCUUCAGAGAGAAGAUGGCGUUCUUCACUCGAGCGAAGAGCAACAUCCCCGACCUGCCGGCUGACGACGUGUAGAGAAGCAUUUCAAAGUAUUUCCUCCUCGAGUCUUAACCUGCUGUUCCCAUUCAAAUGAAGCAAAUGUUUGGCGGUGUUAUGAAGAAUUUAAACAAACAAUAUUAAUAAUGUGUUUAGUAGAGAAAACACUCAAAACCGUGAAGAAACACAUUUUUAAAGAGCUCAGCAUUUCUCAUGUGGAUAGUCUAUGUUUGUAAAUUAGUGAAAGCACACUAGAGCUUUUCUUUUUUUAAUUAUUAUGUCACUCUCUUUGUUUUGUGUUUUUGUUACUAACAGGCUGUUUAUAGGUGUGUAAAAUCAUUCCAGCACAACGUCACAAAGCUGCAAACACAGAGUUUUGUACUGAAAUGACACAUUUAGACACGUAAAUAUAUAAAUGUAUAUUGACAGCACAAAACAAUGGUACUAAAGCAAAAUGAGCAACUCAAGCUGAUGAUAAAUAACAGAAAUGAAUAUCUUCAUUUAAGAGAUAUUUAACAUUGAUUUUCAAGCAAUGUGUUUUUUUUUUUUUUUAAACUAUAGACAGCACAGAUGUUUGUAUAUAAUCCUCAUCAGCAUGCAUCAUUUACAACACACACAACAACACGAGAGGAAAACUGGAGCGAGUCUUUGAUUUACAAACGUUACCAAAUGAACUGGAUUUGAUCAUUUAGGAGGCGACAUUCUUCUCAUUUUAGGUCGAAAGUUAAACGAUUGUCUCUCACCAGUUACACUCAGCAAAGUGUAGAAACAGCACUAACUCUCACUAGCACUCAGGUAGUUGAUCGGAUAGUCCGCACUUUAAGAAACUUCAGAUAAAAGGAAAAAAAGAAAGGAAAAAAAAGUGGGUUUUUGGAAAAAUCUAUAAAAUCCAAAAACCUUUGCCUCGAAUGCGCUGGAAUGAUUGUUAAAUGUUGAAGCACACAAAGAUUGUCAGACAGGAAGAUCAGAUCAGAUGUAUUUUUGAAGACUGUGAACUAAAAGAGUUUUAAUUUCAGACUUCCCUUCCCUCUAACUGGAUGUUUUGGAUACGCUCUGUAUCUAAAGUCGCUCUCAUGCCUCUUACAACUGGAUGUUCUGCAGCUGAUAUGUCAAAUGUAAGCAUGGUGCCCCAGCAAAACUGAACACAUCAAUUCCAUCCUUGUAUCUUGAAACUAGCUAUGGUUUAAAAGACUAUGUAUUGUUAUGCUGCCCCCAAGAGGCCAACAAAAAUGCAGGUUUUUAAUUCCUACUUCCUGUUUCCUGCUCUUCAACUGAUCCAAAAUAAUUGUCAGAAGAUAAAAUAGCAUGUUUAAUUGCAGGAGGUUUGCCUAAAUCAAACCACCCUUGUGAGGAAUGUCGAAAUACAGGUUUUAAGGUUUUCUUAAGUUUUUCGAUUUACAUUAAGUUGUGUUAAAUUCACCACAAAAAAAAAUAGUCUUAUUUAUCAAUAAACAGGUUCAUGUUCAAGUAACCUUUGUUAGCACUGCUAGUAUUGCUGCUUUCCUGUGGGUGCAAAAUGUAAAAAGAAUAUUCUGAAACAAUUGGAUUUAGAGUUAAAUAUAAAUAGAUAAUGGGUUAAAGUGUCACUUCAGGUAUUAAAACUGUCUCAAAUAUAUCAAAUGUCCUAAUUAUAGAAGAUAAUGACAUGCUAAUUUGGACACGGGUCUAAUUUGUAGUUCCAACUUCAUCUGUUCAUCAUGCUGUUAUAUUUUCGCACUUGCAUAGCAACAUGUCUUGGCUAUCAGAGGAGACGGAUAUUUCCCUCUAUGCUUUGAGAAGCCGGUCAAAAGGUCUUUUAUCGGUACGUGCAGAGCGGCUCUUAAUCUUCACCUCUGGCAUGAAGUCAGUUCACUGUUUGUGCUCUGGCGAUGUGAUUUCUAUUCAGCUCAGUGAGGACUUACGAUGUCUAACUCUGUUUCCAAGGCAACCGGAUUAUAAAUCAGCAGCGGACCUCGACUAUUGUUUGGUGGCUCUUUGUGUUUGUACCUGAACGUUGAGCAGCUGUUGGCGCUUUAUUCAACAUUUCAACGGUGCUAAAACAAAACUCCUAUGGUGAUAAAUCACGUUUUGUUUUUUUUACAUAUUUUAAUAUUUGAAAUCUUUGCUCAUUUAGAAGACAUGACUCUGAUGUAUUUUAAGCAGAUUUGAUAUAGAUAAUGAAGAAACCCCACUCCAAAAUUAGUAGAAUGCACCCACUGGCACUAAAUAAUUUAACAUUUUGAAUAUGAUGGAUUGAAAAACAAAGUCAGUUCAGUUUUAAUUUUGUAGCACUAAAUCAUAUUGGCACUCAAACUACAAAACAGUUGAUGGAGGACCAAAAAAAAAGACAAAAUAUCAAAGAAAGUCGGACAACAUUGUCGAGCAGCAAAUCGGAUCAGGAAAAAUAAAUAAAGAGUGACAAAAACAAGGAUUUUUACUUGUAUAAAAGUGGCAAAAUCAUGUGUUUUUUUACACACUCUUGGGGUUAUAUCAUUGACAGGACUUCAGUCUUAAAGUGGACCUGAAGUUUCUUAACCUGUGACUUUUGGAAAAAAUGACUCGCAGACUUUCAGCGCUGUUAUGCUCAGUGUUUCUCUCCUUGCUGGGUCACCAUGCUCUUCAUGUGUUGGUACAUUAGGUGCUUUGUAUAAGUAUCCACCACAUGGCGCAAUCCUUCAUGUUUUCAUGUCUCAAUUCUCGGUGUAAACAGGAAUGUCGCUGAUGAAAACCUCUGCCGCUGUCAUUCCAGAUGUUCCUCUGUUUCACUGUGGUAAACAGCAGCUCAUAACAUGCUUGAAUAAUAGAUCAGAUCCAGCAAAGAGUCAACCUUAAACCUUUAUCUCUUGGUUUAUGUGUAUGUUUAACACCAACAGAGGGAGUUGAUUUUUCUUGUUGGCUCUCCAAUCCUUAAGGUUAUCUCCCAAAAGUCCCAACAAUUUAAAUCAGCCUCGUUUCUGAUAUUUUUAAUCCACAAGAAAAAGAACAUAGGCUCAACACAUAUCCAGUUACUAGUAGGAAUAUUCACCACACAUUCAGGUAAAAGUAGGAAUAUUUUUGCACAAGUGUUAAUAAGAACAAUACAUAUCACACAAAUAGAUAACCACAGAUCUUCUCACCCCGUCUAGAAAAAGACACACAAAAAACUUGAUAGGAAGUGAAUGAAAUGCUGUGAGGACGUUCACACUGAGGCUGCGUUCACACUGCAGAGAGGAAGCGUUUUAUACUUCAGUCUGAACCGUCCUGUUUCUGAACUAAACAUUGAACAACAUAUUUAUACCAAAGAUUUAACCCCUGAUGCACAAACACAUACAUAAAGGAAUCUGAUGUUCUUGUGGCUCAGUGAUCCAAAUAAUACUUUACCUUUUAGAUGUGUAAAGUUUAUCAUCUGCACAUAUAUGCAAUGGUACACACCGUGUCAACUGUGUGCACCAUUGGGAUCCAACAUAAUAAUAAUAAUACAUUUGAUUUAUAUAGCGCUUUCCCUGGUGCCAUGAAGUCUAUAUUUUCAUUUACGAUGUAUAAAUAAUACUUUUAUAGAGAAUUCAAAUAUACAUUUUAAGCAACAAGGUCAUACUUAGUGAUAGUCCCCCACUUUGUAAAUGGAAAAGGGUCAAAGAAUUGUAAACACAUUUUAUAAUCCAUAACAAAAGCACCUUCAAUAAUGACCUCCAUAGUCACCAUAUGUAAUUGAAUAUAUACAUUUUCCAACAGUGGCAUGAAACUUUGGAACCACUAAAAAUAAUACACUUUUUUGGAUUGAAGCUUCUUUGUCCUAGCUGUCUCUAGGUUUCUUAACCACAGUUAGGUCAGUUUGAGUUUCUUCUUCUGAGAAACAUUUUUAGAUAAUAAUGCAUCCUGAAUGUGUGAAGCAAAAUCCUUUUUCUUUUAGCUGUUGACAUGAUAGCAUCUUGACUCAUCCCACAUGUAUUUCUCCCCUCAAAUUAACGACAUCUGAUACCCUAUAAUGCACCACUUUCUCUUUGCUGAAUCGCUCUACUGUCAAGACUUAGGGGAGCAACAAAAAAGUUGUUUGAAUGCCGAUCAGACUGUUCAGACUGAAAUCAUAAAAAGAUAUGUAUUAAAUCGAGGAGUAACGAUGAAAAACCUCACAAUUGUCGUGUUUACUUUUUGUGGGAAAGAGUCACAUGACAGAUCUGGUUUCCUCGCGCAGUGUGAACGCAGCUCUGAACUCCUGACGGUCUGAGGGUUUUACUGUAACGGGAUCACUGUGAAAUUAAUGAAAGCCUUUGGAGUUAUGUGAGAGAGUGUGCCUUUCGGAGAGCAACCAUUUUUUUUUUUUUUUGUCUUAUAUGUCCAAACCUGGUUGCCAUGGUGUGAUCUGAAGCUGUCAAUGUAGAGAAGGGUUUGCAUUAAUGUUCCUAAUGUUAACAGUUUUUUUGUUUUCAUCCACUGUAGAGCAGGUAGUUUGAAAGAAUAGGACUCUGAGGAACAGUACUGUCUGUCUGUAAGAACUUUGUCAUGAUCGAUUGAAUGUUGUUUAACCGCUAAAUCAAAAACAUUUAUAUAUAACAACAUCUGGAUGAAGGAAUGUAGGUUCUUUGCUACGAGAAAUCACAAUCAUUCAGAGAAAAAAACAUGCUGGUAGUCACACGUAAUUAUUAUUUUUCAUCAUGUAGAUUGUGAUAUAAUUCUUGUUUGUUUUUUGAAGUUCAAGUGCAUUUGUUUUCCUUUUAUUUGAUUAUUGUUUUUUUCCCCUAAUGAAUCUGUUUGUAUUACGACUGGUGAUGAAUCUGGUAAUGUGUAUGGAGGCGGCUAUGAGAAACACACAGCAUGUAUUUAUUGCACUUUGUGAUUUGGGUGUGCUUUUCCUGUUUUUCUUUUUAUCGCGAGAGUCCCGAAAAGCUGUGAAUUUUAUUCUCAGACACUGUACUAUCGACCAGAGUUGUAAAUAUUUCACCAGCACAAAAAAUACCAAACAAUAUGUUUUGUAGUUUCACAACAAAUAAAAAAGUUCUUCUCUUCUAA